This is a messenger RNA of Hypanus sabinus (Atlantic stingray), 1245 nucleotides long. RefSeq lists its product as uncharacterized. The record is from RefSeq and is a predicted model, not a curated record. The coding region runs from base 1 to 1245 and encodes 414 amino acids. The transcript has 6 exons. Lineage: Eukaryota; Metazoa; Chordata; Chondrichthyes; Myliobatiformes; Dasyatidae.
AUGGACCCAGCAGAGGGACAGCAGCUGACUUUGGCUGUGAGAUUCGUUGUCCAGAUAGGGGACAAGCUACAGGCAAUGGAAACCAUUCUCUGUGAAGUUACGGAGGCAAUGAGCCAGAUAACCUUGUGCCACCAAGCCCAGUUUCACCUGGAGGAACAGCUAAAGAUCUACAACAAACUCCUCGUGCAGGUUAACAGGAAACUAGAAAUAGCAGAGAAUAGAUACGCACUAACGAACCCGCUGAUGAUAUCACGGAAAGUCUUUGUGGUUAAAAUUUCCAUGUGUCUCAAAAAUCGAUUUACACGACUCUCAUUUGCAAUGUCGGUGGAUGCAACAGUUUGGUUCGUGGCUCUUCUCGCCGCGUUUUUGCCAGUGAAUGCAACUGUUUUCAACAUUCACAAUUAUGCUUUGUCAGCCUCAAAAGGAACUUCGGCCAAAGUGGAUCAAUUCCCUUCAACCUUAAAUGCCUCAAUCGGUGGAAAUGAAUCCAUGUUCUGCAAAUUUCCAAUACUACAAGAUACUGCUGAAGUCUCGUGGUGGAAGGAGGGUCAGAAGGCAUUUAUAGAACCAGGCAGCAGAAAUCAGUUCAAUGUAAGGAAAGGCAGGGGCACAUUUACCCUCCUGAAUGUGACAUACACAGACGUCGGCUGGUAUUACUGUCAAGUGAAAAGUCAACAACAAAUAUUGGGAAACGGAAGUGGCUCUCAGAUUAAAGUGUUUACUCCCCCAACUCCGCUGAAAAUCAUCCGUGUUGAAGAAACUUCACCGACAUCCCGGAAACUCAUGUGUAUAACUGCACCAUUUUAUCCGAAGAAAUUAGACAUCUUUUGGCGAAGAAAUAAUAAGGAAAUUCAAUCCGAAGAAACGGCAAUAAGUGAGACUUCGGAAGGAUCUUUUGAGGCUUCCAGUACUUUGGAAGAUACGCAGCCUGCUCAGGGCAAAGUGGUUUACACCUGUCUGGUAAAUCACGAAACGCUCAAACAUCCUGCCAUUUUCAGCUAUAUUAUUGAACAAGAUCGAGAAAACAGCAGUAAGCCCCUGAUUCUCGGAGGUGCAUUGGGCGGACUGGCAUUUAUAAUUCUGAUUAUAAUUUUGAUAAUAACCGGAGUUAAGGCAAAACGUGGUAAGAACAUGAAUGAUUUGACAAACAUUCCCAUGUAUUACCUCAGCAGAUUGAAAAGACAAAUGGUAAUGAAAGAAUCAAGAUUUCCAAGGCAUUAUCCGAUUCACAUUCGACAUUACUAA